This is a messenger RNA of Saccostrea echinata, 2160 nucleotides long. RefSeq names its product magnesium-dependent phosphatase 1-like. NCBI's taxonomy places the organism in Eukaryota, Metazoa, Mollusca, Bivalvia, Ostreida, Ostreidae. The coding region runs from base 237 to 1058 and encodes 273 amino acids. The transcript has 6 exons. The record is from RefSeq and is a predicted model, not a curated record. Gene Ontology annotation, molecular function: acid phosphatase activity.
GCGCCAUCUCAAACUCCCAGUCACUGCAGUGGUGGAAACAGAUAUUGCCAUGCAGAAAAUUCGUAUUCUCGUCAUCAAGGGACCUAAGUGUUUAAUAUGAAGGGGAAUAGAAAUUUCGAGCAUUAUCAAUAAUUUAACUCUGCCGUAUUAUGGUCAGUUUUUGCAGAUAGUGUUGGAACAUAUGCAGUAAAAUUACAUGACUUUAUAGACUUUUAUCACAGAAUAAGAUUUUCGAUAUGGACCAAGAAAACAACAAUGUCCGUAAACCGAAGUUGAUUGUCUUUGAUCUUGACUACACAUUGUGGCCUUUCUGGGUGGAUAGAAAAGUUAAUGUGGAGCCCCCUUUUAAUAGAACGAGAGAUGGUAAAGUAUUUGACGCCUGCAGUCGAGAGGUAAAAGCAUUCCCAGACAUUGAUCCAAUUUUACACAGACUUCAUAAUGAGGGUUACAAACUUGCUGUAGCUUCAGAAGCUUUCAACAAAGAGGAGGUGAAACGCCUUGUGAAUUUCUUUGGAUGGAACAAAUUCUUUGAUUACAUAGAAAUCUACCCUGGAUCCAAAAUAACACAUUUCCUAAAUAUUAAAAAGGACAGCGGUAUUGCUUUUCCUGACAUGAUGUUUUUUGAUGACGAGCGCGAUCAUCUUUCAGAAGUGGCACAUACCUGUUUAGGUGUCACAUGCAUUUGGGCAAAUCGAGGGGUUUCCGAAGAAAUCUUGGAUGAAGCUUUUCGCGCAUAUACAGAAAAUCAUAAGAAUGAGGUGUCAGUUGGUAUUCCGAACGGAAACAAUAACAACAAUGGCAGUGGGACUGGUACCAAUACAAGUAGCAGCACCUUGUCUCUGAACAGCGUGGAUUCAGAUGAAUCCCAAUCAGAAACAACUGUUAUUUAUGUGCAUCGUCGCCGUGGGUCGCGAGCCUCCAUCACUUACGAUGUCCCGCCAGUUAUUGACAGAGCAAUACGCCUACGCGGACGACGCAUGUCUGCGCCUGCGCUGAGUAUCCCACAAUCCCUACAGGACAAAAAACUGAUUUCUUGCCCCGAGAUUGUAGAAAAUUAGAGCGGCUUGAAAUGGCAGUUUUGAUGUUGAAGUGCUAAUUUAGGUGUGAAAAUAGAUUAUUAGAAAAAAGGUCUUGAGAAACCAAUUGAAGGUAGUUUAUGAUCAUUUAUACAUGUGUACAAGAACAUGUUUUAAGCAGGUACAGUAUUUAUUCUAUUAUAAUUAGGCUACGAUUUUUUUUAAUUAAGCAUCUGAUAUUUUCAAAUGCAUCAAACAAAAGAAUUCUCUGGAUUAAAAUCUGUGUAUCAUGUAUUUCAGUAAGUAUCGCCUCAGCAAUGAAAUCCUUAAAUAUGUGAAAUUCAUAUGAACCCGUUUUUCAUCUUGUAGUUCAUACAGAGAUUUGCCCACGUUGAACUUUUUCAGUUUAACUUAAAUGACGCGGUUUCUCUUGCCAUUUUCGUUAGAAAACAUGUAUUCAUUUGAAACAGUUGAUCAUAAUCAGACUAUUAGUUAUAUACAUCCUUGUAAAAGAUUUUUUUCUUCCAGCCUGAUCUGAUUGGAAUAAAUUCCGAAGUAGCAUUUUUAGCAUUGUAUUAUGUAUAAUUAAAGACAAUUGAGAAUAGUUUUUUUUUACAUACAUGACAUUGAUCAUGAUGUAUAAUUGUCACGAUAUUAUAUUGAAAUAUAAUAAAGUAACAGAAUGAUUCUAAUUUCUCACGUACAUUGUAUUACUUACAUGUAUAUACAUAAAAACGAUAUUAUAGCAUUUCUGUUUUAAGUGUACUUAAUUUCUAAAAGCUGUUAGCACUUCUAUUUUUGCGUCUCUUCAUUUCUUUAAUAAAUAUGUGAUUAAUUAUUCCAGUAGAAAUCAGAUCAUGUCAAUAAACAGUCUUUUGUACCUGGUAAUUGUGAUUUCAGGACGUAGGAAUUAUACGUACAUGUAAUAUAUGCUUUGUAAUCUUUGAUAUUGUGUAGAGGGAUUCAUGCUCCCUGGGGACUUUUUUAUACGUAACUAUAUAUAUCCAUACAACAAGAAAGUCCACACGUGUUUGUAUUCAGUUAAUCUGCGAGAAACAUGGACCUGAAGCAAUUGUAUUAAUAACUUGUUAAAACUUCACUUAGUACAUGUACAUGUAUGUAUCAAAUCAAGAUAUCAGUAUUU